Messenger RNA from Aspergillus heteromorphus CBS 117.55, 2033 nucleotides. RefSeq names its product cation diffusion facilitator family transporter. The coding region runs from base 1 to 1773 and encodes 590 amino acids. Gene Ontology annotation, molecular function: monoatomic cation transmembrane transporter activity. Gene Ontology annotation, biological process: monoatomic cation transport; transmembrane transport. Gene Ontology annotation, cellular component: membrane. The record is from RefSeq and is a predicted model, not a curated record. The transcript has 5 exons. Lineage: Eukaryota; Fungi; Ascomycota; Eurotiomycetes; Eurotiales; Aspergillaceae.
AUGGACGAUGGUGGUGUCGAGAGAGCAAAAUAUCCAUCCAUCCAUCCAACUACACUAUACCAACCAAACAACGGCAACCAACUCUCCUGGAACAUUCCAUCUCGUGUUCUGGCCCGCUCCAGCCCGGACCCGCCGGCCGGCCACCCUCUCACCCUCUCAUUCAUUCAUCUAUCGUCUCAAUUGAAAGCUGAAGCUGAAGCAGCACUUGCAAUUGUGCGCCAUCCCCACCAUGGCCUCCCUCAGUCGCUCCAACACCAUGCCCUUCUCGUCCUCGUCCCCCGCUCAGAUUCGUUCAUCCGCCCGCGCCAGCCCAGCCUCGACCUGGACCGCGACCUCCUGUCCACGCGCGGCCAGCGCCUGGGGGGUCUGAUCCGUCGCCGCUCCCUCUCCAUCCAAAGCUCCGACGGCUUCGAUGAGCUGGACCGCUCCGAUGAGGUCUUUCGCCCGCCCUUCGAACGCGCCCGGCGCCUCAUUGGCGACAACAGGCCCAUCUAUCGCUGGCAGACGUACUAUAAAGAUCCGGCCACACUGAAGGCCCUGUCCAAGCCCAUGCGCGAGUAUUACGAGCGCAACAACGACCUCAUCGCGCAAUACUUAUACAUCGACCGGCUGCUGGAUUCCUCGCUGCCCCAUCGUCUCAUUGUGGAUUAUCACCAACCCACAGACCCCCCGGAUUCGAUCGACGAUGGCCCGCGGUCCUAUGGCGCUGUCGGCGACAACGCCAGGGCCGCAGGCAAGAUCAAACGGACGCCGCGCAAUCUCUAUCGCAUCCCCAGUGAGAGCUCGCCACUGCUCCCCUCGCCGCCAGAGGAACGCGAACGCACCCCGUCGCCCUCGUCGCCCCCGGAGCUCAUGCCCGAGGAGAACGAGUUCGUCGACAGUGGCGACCGCAUCGUCACCGUCGCCAUCUACGUCAACUUCGUCGCCAACAUCCUCCUGCUGGCCGCCAAGAUCGUCGUCAUGACCAUGACCAGCUCGCUCUCCGUGCUGGCCAGCUUGGUCGACGGCGCCCUCGACUUCCUCAGCACCGCCAUUGUCUGGGUCACCACCACCCUCAUCAACCGGCAGGAUCGCUCCCGCUACCCCAUCAGCCGCCGGCGGCUCGAGCCCCUCAGCGUGCUGGUCUUCGCCGUCGUGAUGGUGACCUCCUUCGUCCAGGUCGCCAUCACCUCGGCCGGUCGCCUGCUCUCGACCGACCACGCCGUCGUGCAGCUGUCUGUCCCCUCCAUCGCGGUCAUGGCCAGCACGGUCAUCGUCAAGCUGAUCUGCUGGUUCUGGUGCCGUCUGAUCCGCAACUCCAGCGUGCAGGCCCUGGCGCAAGACGCCAUGACCGAUGUCGUCUUCAACCUGUUCAGUAUCCUGUUCCCGUUGAUUGGCUCCUUCACCAACACCUGGUUCCUCGACCCCCUGGGCGGUCUCCUUCUCUCCCUGUACAUCAUCUACAAUUGGAGCGCGACGGCGAGCGAGCACAUCGGGCACCUGACGGGGACGGCGGCCUCGCCCAAGGACCACAGCAUCCUGCUGUACAUGACGAUGCGGUUCUCCAAGGUGAUCCUCAAGAUCCAGGACCUGAAGGCCUACUACGCGGGCGACAAGCUCAACGUGGAGGUGGACAUUGUGCUGGAGCCCAAGACGCGGCUGCAGGACAGCCACGACGUGGGCGAGAGCCUGCAGUACAUGGUGGAGAGCAUCCCCACGGUGGACCGCGCGUUCGUGCAUAUCGAUUAUGACCCGUGGAAUAUUCCGAGUCACAUGAACCAGGUGGAGCGGUGAGAUGGCAUGUCACAUGGAUCUUUGGGAUAUUUACCGUGUUGGACAUGAUUAUCUGGAUUGGAGCCUGGUGGUGAUGUUUUCUUUUAGAAGAUAGUUGGCUGGAUGUCUAGUAGUGGUUGAUUUGAGGUCUCUAUCGAGACCGGAACAAAAUAGGUCGACUUGAAUAGUUGAUGAGAUCUUGAGACCUCCACGAUCUGUAACAGGCAUGAGUAGAACAAUAGAUCUUGUUCAAUUUCCGCAUGCAUGCCAAACCAUUUCCC